AUGAAAUUACAAUCAAUUGUAUUCGUCAUAACUUAUUUUUUUCUAUUUAUUAUUUAUUGUCAUGGUUCAGCUAAUGUACAUGUAUCUGAUUCAUUAAUUGUUGAUGAUUCUGGACGUGUAAGAAUUUAUCAUGGUGUUAAUUUUGUCAUGAAAGGAUUUCCAUGGUAUCCACCUGAAUUACUCGAUCCAAUUAAAGUUGCAAAUCUAUCACAAUGGGGCAUCAAUUUUGUACGACUUGGUAUGAUGUGGGCUGGUGUUGAACCUCAACCACAAAAAUAUAAUGUAACUUAUUUGAAUAUAAUGAAACAAAUUGUUGAAUUGCUUGAAUCAAAUGAAAUAUUUGUUUUACUUGAUAUGCAUCAAGAUUUAUUAUCCAGUCGAACUGGAAGUUAUGAUGGUAUACCAGGAUGGUUAUACGAUCGAUUUCCUGCACCGAAUCAUCCAUUUCCUUGGCCAUUUAAAUCAGGAGCAGGCGCCAACUGGUUUGAUCUUUAUCUAACAGAAGCUUGUUCACAUGCAUUCCAAUGUUUAUAUGACAAUAUAGGUGGUGCUAUUGAAUCAAUGAGUGAUUUCUGGCGAGUAGUCGCAACUACAUAUAAAAAUUAUUCUAAUAUACUUGGCUACGAAAUAAUUAAUGAACCAUGGGCUGGAAAUUAUUUUGCUAAUCCAACAUUAUUUCUACCAGGUAUUGCUGGUGAGAAAAAUUUACAACCAUUAUAUGAAAAAGUUGCGAAAGCUAUUCGCUCAGUUGAUAAUGAUACACUUAUUUUUUAUGAACCAGUUACCUGGGGUGUUCGAUUGAAUGGUAAGUAUUUUGGUACUGGAUUUACACAUGUACCUGGUGGUAAUGAUUAUCGUAAUCGAAGUGUUCUUUCUUAUCAUUAUUAUUGUAUAAUUUUAUCUGUUAAACCUGUAUCAGAUAAUAGUACAAUACCAGUUUUUGAUCGACUGCUAUGCGAUGAUGUUGAAGGUCCAGCACUUUUUCGUUCUGUACAAACUGAUCUUGCUCAAUUAGGUGGUUCAGCAUUUUUAACUGAAUUUGGUGGUUGUGAUGGUUCACCAACAUGUGAUGAACAACUUGAUUGGGGUUUAGAUGCUGCUGAUCAAUUCUUACAAUCAUGGGCUUAUUGGGGUGAUAUUUUUGGUCAUACAUCAGCAAUAAAACGUAUAUCACGCAUUUAUGCUCGCGCAAUUUCUGGCAAACCUCUUGCUAUGCAAUACAUAGCUAGUCAACGUUUAUUUUAUUUAUCAUAUUAUAUUGAUCCAGCAAUAAAAGAACCUACUGAAAUUUAUAUUCCACCAUUACAUUUUCCACAACAAGGUUAUAAUGUAACUGUGAAUGCAGUAUUAAAAUGGAAAAUUGAUCCAUUAAAUUCAAAUAUUAUUCUUGUUGAACCAAAUGUACAGCUUGUAACAAGUAAUAAUCCAUCUAUGAUUGGUGUUGUUGAAAUUUGUCCAAAAGUCUGA
Adineta steineri is the source of this 1467-nucleotide messenger RNA. Lineage: Eukaryota; Metazoa; Rotifera; Eurotatoria; Adinetida; Adinetidae. The record is from the annotation of a GenBank genome assembly.